This is a messenger RNA of Malassezia pachydermatis, 786 nucleotides long. RefSeq lists its product as hypothetical. The record is from RefSeq and is a predicted model, not a curated record. The transcript has 4 exons. The coding region runs from base 1 to 786 and encodes 261 amino acids. NCBI's taxonomy places the organism in Eukaryota, Fungi, Basidiomycota, Malasseziomycetes, Malasseziales, Malasseziaceae.
AUGUUGCGCGGCACACAGAGCAAUUCUGUCCCGUCCAAAUGGAACGACUUGCUACAGUCGAGCCAGGGCAAGCCACUGAAGUUGGAGGUGGCCUACCCCUCCUUCCAUGUGCCUGACUACACAAAACAUGUUCACAGCCUGGUAGGGCGGCUAUGGGCGUAUGAUAACGUAUCGGGUAUGUUGGUCCUGGAGACGGGCCAGGCUCCGCCUCUGCCCACGGCGCUCCGCAAUUCGCCCGUGUCCGCCGUGUACGAGGCAGGCACAGGCCGUGCACCCACGUCUGGCUCGCUGUCCGGCUUCAAGAUGAUUUGCGUAUCUGAAAUCUCCCAGGCCGAUGUCUUGUCGGAAGAGGCCUUUGCCAAGGCGCUGCCAGACGCGCCGGCGCAGCUCACCGUGGUGCCCUCUAUCCCGCCCGCCGUCCUUGCGGCGCGAGAAGCAAACGCUAUCAAGAAGUGCGAAGAACGUACGCACCAACUUGGCCCCCGUGAAGCUGGCGUGCUAGGCCAGGCUGUAUUCGAUGCGCUCAACAAAACCCUUCCUUGUCGAUGGCACGAGGCUCAUAUUAUUGUUUUGGACGAGGUCAUUAUUUCAGGACCAGCCUAUGACAAGUCGUCUACUUAUGUGCCCAACCUCUCAGGUGAACAGAUUGAGCGUCUGUUGAACGAAGGCGGCGAGUCGGAUAUUGCUCCUACAGUGGAUCGCGCUGCUGCCAAGGCGGUCACAUGGCAGCGCGUUGUAAAAGUGCUUGAAGGCGUUCGCAGCAAGUUGCUUGUCAGCGAUAUGUAG